GUUCACCGAGCCGAACCAUCCUGGAUUUAACGGGGGGAUCGCUGGUCUGCUCGUGAACGCCGUGCACAAGCCCAAUUCUGCUGUGCAGGGGGAGGAGCUAUGUGCACUUGAGGACGCCUUCAAGUACCUGUCGAAGCAGAAGCACGAGGACUACAAGUUGAGUGGCGAGAUCAGCGUCAGCGUAUCCGGGGCCGCCGCCGAUGGUUUCGGGGAAGCUGUCGAGGCGCGAGGCUCCGCCUCCGCCUCCGGCAGGGCCGCCCGAGCCGCCAGCGGCUCUGCCGCCCCCGGCUGGGCCGCCACCGGCGCCCGCGGGUCCGCCGCCCCCGGCAGGACAGCCGCCGGCGCCCGCAGGUCCGCCGCCCGUGGCGGGGCCACUGCCGACGGCAACGCCUCCGCCGCCAUGGGCAGCGCUAUCGCCAGCGACGACGCCUCCGCCGCCGCUGGCAGGGCCGCCGCCGGCGGGAACGUCCUUGCCGCCACCGGCUGGGCCAGCUCCGAUGGCGACGUCCCCGCCGCCGCCCGCUGGGCCGCCGGCGGCGGCGGCGCCUCCUCCGCCCGCGCAUGCGCCGCCAUCGCAGACGCAGGGGCGGCACCUGGAGCUGACAUGCAGCAGCACUUCGAAUUGGAGGCUGAGGUGUUAGAGCAGGUGAAGCAGCUGGGCGACAUGCAGGCCAGGUGCGCACAAAAGGACCACACCUACAUGGUGGUCCCGGGGCUGGGUGAUGUCCAGUCUUGGGGGGUCGCAGCUACUGCCGGAGAACAUGUCGCCUGGGGCGCUCUCGCGAGCCGGGCCGCAGCCUGUGCAAACAAUCGCGUCGUUUACUGGGAAGAGGCGGGUAUUUCGUGUCGGAUGCCGUGGGUCCGCGUAUCAGAGCUGCGCGAGAAGGGCGAACGUGCGGAUGGCGACCCACGGGACUUAAAGGUGGUUCCUGGCGAGUCGUCUGUAAAAGAGUUGGCCAGAUGCAUCUCCGCCGCCUGGAAGGUCUGCUUUGAGGUGAAUGCCAGUCCCGGGGAAAAUGCGAGAGGAGGCCAUGCCCGUACUCGUGCUGGCCAGGCAGCCGGGCUCCGGCCCAUGGGCCCGCCCAGGGUUGAGUGCUUCCUGAACCGGGCGCCUUGCGUGAUGGAUGGAUUUCUGGCGCUAGCGAACAUCGAUUUCGAUGCUUUUUUGCCGUUCAGCCUCCAGGUAAGUGACGGUGGGCGGACAAAGAACUACGGGGGCACUGAGACACCUGCCGCAUGCGUAUAUGCCUUCGAAGACUCUUCUAGAGUACCGUGGCAGCACGCCGUCUUCUCCAACGCAGCGGAGCUCUUUGGCGACGGACUGCCCGUCACGUGCGACUUCCAGAUUCUGGCCCCGCCUUCGUUAUUGCGGGGCUCAGAGGCAGUGGGCACAGAGAAGAACAAGCAAUACUUUUGCCCUCGUCCUCAUAACUUGGUCAGAACUGCCCUCCGACUCUACUUCGCCGCGCCGUCGCAGACACGCGCCAUGGGGCUGUGGUUCCACCGCCCCGAGGUUUCUGCCGAUGACAACUUCGAGCUCGACUUCGCAGCCAUUGUCCUGCAACACGAGAAGAUGCUCCUCGAGCUAUGGUGCCUAUCUGAGAUAUUCGAGGGGGCGGCGGAGCGGAGCGAAGAAGCUGACAGCCCGUCGGUAACUUCAACGGACUCGGACCUGAUUUGGGACGAAAGCGGCCGGCCGUCCGCCGCGAGCACGGAGGAGUGGGCCCGCGGCUAUGCCGCGGCUUCCCCGCCUGUCCCAUUGCCUUCCGAAUCCGCGGAGUUUGCUGAUCCGGUGCUGGAGGCGGACGAGGACGGCGCCCCGUUCAUCGAGGAUGACGUCGCAGGAUUGCAGGCCGUCGAUAUCGAGCUGGCCCAGAAGCUGGAGGAGCAUCGUGGCUCCAGCCCCGUGUCCUCCGAAGACAGAGAAAAGCGGGGCGGUGGUUUCCAGAGAAGAACGCUGGAGUGGUCUCGUGAUUUAGUGGGUGAUGCGCUACUGGAGUUCCUGCGCCGCCUGCCCCCCCAGCCGGCCAAGCAUUGGCUGCCAGUGUGUUUGAUCUGGAAGAUCACCCACCUCUCGGAGUCCCAUGUGUUCACUUUUGGGCCCCGCGUCUUCGAGAAUCAGGACAUCUGGAUUCAACUCGACGGCUCCCUGGCGACCGCGUUCCGGCCCAAAUGGAGGGGCAUUCGGGGGGAAUGGGCGGGCUAUGGUGCCGACCGUGUGCACGUGCGUGCACAUGGCAGAUGGAAAGACGCCGGUGAAGAUGGCAUCGGCGCCCGUGGAGAGAACGGCUUGCAAGGCAAGGCCGCGCUGCACAGCAACAUCAUGACGGUCAUUGCCUGGCAGCCAAUGGCUUCAGAUGACGAGCUGCCCGAACAACAGAAACCCUACGAGCAGGAGCGGGCGAAUAAGCUGGGUCACAGGUGGAUCGAGUUCCAGAACGUGCAUCUCAAGAUGCCCGCUGCU
Prorocentrum cordatum is the source of this 2464-nucleotide messenger RNA. Lineage: Eukaryota; Dinophyceae; Prorocentrales; Prorocentraceae. The record is from the annotation of a GenBank genome assembly.